AUGUAUUGUGCUAAAGCAGGAUAUCACACUCAAGUAGAUGUAGUCGAUGACGAAUUCGAAGUAGACCCUUGUAUGUUGCCGCACUACUGCAUUUCUAAGAAGUGUAAAGCGAACUAUGUGCAACGCUUUAUGUACGAAAACCUCCAGAAGAUCCGAGGCGAUCCUCAUUUCGAAGAUGCAGUGGUUAGAAAAAUUUGGCAGGAUAUGCUUGACGCUCUCCCCCUCCUGCAGUACUACACUAGAGAAGAAGUCGAAGAAAUUAUGGACGAAUUUUAUGAUAUUGGUUACACCAAGAGAAGAAGAACGAUAGCCAAGGCUGUGCAAAGUCAUGAUUUACCGAAGGCUACUCUCGAAAACAGCCCGACAAUCUGA
Messenger RNA from Cylicocyclus nassatus, 372 nucleotides. The record is from the annotation of a GenBank genome assembly. NCBI's taxonomy places the organism in Eukaryota, Metazoa, Nematoda, Chromadorea, Rhabditida, Strongylidae.